AUGGCAAAAAAAAGUAUAGCGUGGAAGUUCUUUGAUAUAAGCACGACUCCUCAUAUGAGUAAGUGCAAACUAUGUGAUAGUUUAAUUACGAGAGGAGGAAAAUCUUUCAAGUCUUAUGGAACUACAGCAAUGGUAAAACAUUUGCGUUUAAAGCAUUCCAAAGAGUUUGAACUUGCGGAAGAAAAAAAAAAGGUUCAAUCGUUGCCGUCUAUUUCUGAAGCCUCAGUUGCUUCUACCACCAAUACAGUACAAAGUAACAUUAUUCAGGCUUUACAAAAAAAAAAACAGUGGAAUAUUGAUGACCACAGAUCUAUUCGAAUCCAUAAAAUAAUAGGAAAACUUAUCACAUUGGAUAUUCAGCCAUUUUCUAUUGUUGAAGAUACGGGGUUUAAUGAACUGAUUAAAGAUGCUUAUCCCAAUUACAAAUUACCAUGUAGAACAUAUUUCAGCCAAAACGUAAUCCCUAGCAUGUAUGAUGAACUUUUUAAAGAUAUAAAAAUAAAAAUCUCCGCGGCAAACUAUUUGUCUCUGACGACAGAUAUUUGGACAGCGGAUACUGCAAAAAUCGCAUUUUUAUACAUUACUGGACAUUGGAUAGAUCUAACUAAAUUUUCCCAAGAAACUGCUGUUCUUCGAGUAAUUCAUUUUCCGGAAAAGCACACAGGUGUUCAUAUAAAAGAGUAUUUACAAAAAGGUUUAGAAACUUUUGAAAUCCCGUUAAGCAAAAUUCAUCUUAUUGUUACCGAUAAUGCAAGCAAUAUGAAGGCUGCAGUAAAAAACAGUGGAAUGUCAUCAAUUCCAAGCUUUAUCCAUACUUUGCAGCUAUGUAUUCAUGACUCUAUAUUUAGCCAAGAAAUCAUCAAGGAAAUUUUAACUUUAUGCAGAGGAAUAACGACACAUUUUAAUCAACCAAUAGCAUGUGCAAAAUUAAAAUCAAUUCAGCAGCAGUUAAGUACUGUACCUCACAAAAUGAAACAAGAUGUUCCAACUCGCUGGAACAGUUCAUUUGAAAUGCUACAAAGAACGUUUGAACAAAAGGUUUCUUUGGCCACCUAUUCAGCAGAAUAUGAUGAAAUUAAACUUCCUACUAAUUAUCAAUAG
Hydra vulgaris (swiftwater hydra) is the source of this 1101-nucleotide messenger RNA. RefSeq names its product zinc finger BED domain-containing protein 4-like. NCBI's taxonomy places the organism in Eukaryota, Metazoa, Cnidaria, Hydrozoa, Anthoathecata, Hydridae. The record is from RefSeq and is a predicted model, not a curated record. Gene Ontology annotation, molecular function: DNA binding.